Messenger RNA from Rhodofomes roseus, 964 nucleotides. RefSeq lists its product as uncharacterized. The record is from RefSeq and is a predicted model, not a curated record. NCBI's taxonomy places the organism in Eukaryota, Fungi, Basidiomycota, Agaricomycetes, Polyporales, Fomitopsidaceae. The transcript has 8 exons. The coding region runs from base 204 to 812 and encodes 202 amino acids.
GGUCAUGGUAAUAUUCGACCAAAAACAGCAAGUCGAUGUUACAAGUGGGCCCUUCGCGUCACAGGAGCAGGGAGCAGCUUUGAGAUCUACUCGUCGGCGAGGUGAGCGACGCAGAUAGUACGGUAAGCACUCCCUCAACUCGCUGCCGUGAGCAUCGGGCAGAGAUAACUAUUCUUAGGGCUCGACACUAGAGCACUUCUCGUAUGCUGAGGACCCUCGGUAUCUAUCGUCACACACGGAUCUACCAGAAAGCGUGCUCAACACCAUCCGCGCGACGGCGAUUCUCGCAUUCUGGCAUCAUGCUCGGGAGACAAAGCCGGACGAUGUCGGUGGCUAUGGAGGAAGCCAGGUGGAACAGGCUCGCGGAUCAUAUGCAAUCGUUCCAUAAUCACUUCAAGGUCGAAUUCGAUAACAUCUACAAGUUAGCAGACGGCUCCUUCAACAAUAGGGGGAUGUCAUUGCAGAUGUAUCUUCGGGUAUGCAGCCAACUCGCAAGACAUUUGACGACGCAUCACACCAUUGAGGAGCGAUACAUCUUCCCCGUGCUCGCUGAGCGCAUGCCGGAAUUCCGGGACGACGAAGUACAUCUCAAGGCUCAUCACGGUAUACACGAGGGCCUUGACAAGCUGAGUGCGCUCAUUAGCAAAUGGAACAAGGACCCGACGACGUUUAGUCCCACGGAAAUGAGGGCUUGCCUUGACAGCUGGAGAGAAGUUCUCUUCGUGCACCUUGAUCAAGAGGUCAAGGACCUAGGCGCGGAGAAUGUGAAGAGAUACUGGACACUAGAGGAGCUGGAUAAAAUCCCGAUGUAACGCGGCGCGCAACGCAAGAAUGGUGGAACUUAAUAGUUACAAGUAUAUAGAAGUCUAUCUAUGCAUCAUAUGGUAUGCAUGCCGAGCGCACAUCCAAUGCAUUGCAUACUAGAGUCCACAAGUGCAACCGUCGCUGAAUGCAUCCUUUUAAC